AUGCGGUACAAGAUUGCACGUUGGUACCUAGAUCCCACAUGGAUUUGUGUUAAGGUUUUCCCUUGGAUGGGGAUGAAGACUACAUUUGUUGUAUUGUUGUACAGGUGGAGGAUUGUAAUAUACCUGAUUGUCCUGUGUUGUUUGUAUUUGUUUUUAUGGUGUCUAACACCCUCAGAGUUUGUUGCAGAGUUCAUAAAGACAGAUGAACCACAUGAAUGUGUCGCGGAUCGUCUCAAACCAUUUGCCAAGAAGUUACAGGAUUUCGAUGCGUUUCUAAUUCAGCCAGAAAAUCCUCAGACUAACCUUCUCACAUUUAUAGGAAAUGGUUUCGUUGGCUGCUCUUUUCAAGAGGAUACACUUGUGGUUCAUGAUAACGGAUUUUUAUCAAAAAGUCUUAAAAUACCAGUUUUAAUCACACUCGAUGUUCAUGGAUAUGUCAAUUUUAAAGCACUACUUUUGGAUAUUCGGGAUGGGAUAAUGCACAAGAUGAGUUGUUUUAAACACGUGAAUGAACUAUGUGUUUCGUCAGGUACAAUGGUAUAUGCUCAUCGUCGAUAUUCAAGUCUCAUCAUUCAAACAUUCCGUGUUUACAACCCUAUGGAUUGGGAUAAUACAGUAAAAAUUGACAAGGGUGAUUUAAAGAAUUGGACAGAACUUGUAUCGCUUCGCCAUAUUAGAUUACAACAGAAAAGUGAAGUGAAAAAUCAUGCCUCUGAAGAAGUGACUUAUCAAAUUGCCUGUGGUUUGAUACGUUUACCACCUCCAGAUGACUUGAAAACUAAUGGUCAUUAUUCUAUUGUCAAUCAAGUACUUGUAGUUGUUGUCUACGAGCCAGUCUUUCCGGAUAAGCUGACUGUCCCGUCGGGAUCAACACAUUCAUAUACUUUUAUCACUGGUAUCCGAAUAUCUGAUCAACCUAUCUCUGUAACAGAGCAUGAUUUCAUUCAAUUUAAAUCAAAUCUUGGUUCUAUAAUUAAAGAACGUGAACGUUUAGAAUCAAUAAUUUCAUCAGAAUUAACAUUUGCUUUACGUUAUCCUGAAAGUGAAUUACGUAAAGAGCAUACAGAUGCAUGGAAUUUAUUAUGGACAUCUGGAAUCAGUUUAAGUUAUUCUUAUGCUCCAGAGGCUGUCAAUCCCAAAGCUGUGAAUACAACAUUAUAUUAUAUAGCUGCAAAUACUCCAGAUCUUCUAUUCACACAAUCAUCAAUGAGUAUCAAUACAUCUCUACAAGAUAAUUAUAUACUUCGAUAUCAACAAUAUGAUCAAUGUUUUCAUGGUGUAUAUACUCUACAAACAAGUUCUCUAUGGAGACCGGUUACAUCAUUGUCAACUAUGCAUAAUUUAAUACGAUUAUGGCGUCGUCAACUGAUUGAUGGUGGUUGUGAAAAAUUACUUCAAGAUGGUGUUUACAGUGUACAUCAGGCAGUAUUGCGUAGUAUCGGUUCAUUCUACAUAACUCAUGAUCAUAUCGCUAUCAAUUAUCCAUCAGAUUCAUUAUAUCGUGAUAUUGUCUUUCGACGAAUACAAUUGAACCAGCCUGGUGUUUAUAUAAACUUUGAAAUACGUCUAUUAUCUCGUGAAGGUAGUAUUUCAUCACCUCAUUUAAUGGCUAUAGAAUUAUCUGUAUGGCGAUCGUCUAGUCUAUCACUAUUAUUAAGUACACCAAAUACACCAUUGUCUAAUAAUGAUGAUAAUCAUAUUCAACAGGCUAUUGAUUUUUUUAUGAAACUAGAGAAAGAUGCAUUGAACACUUCAGUAUAUGUUUGUCCAGCUGCUUGUCAUUCAACGCCAUCUAUAGUUGGGUUCACCAAACAAGUGGUGCCGUUUACCAUCAGCGUACCACCCACAGCUUUAAUGUAUCUUGGCACUAAUUUUAAAGACCUUACGAAAUAUGGUCAAACUAUUCAUUUUGAUGAGAUUCAUAUCGGCCCAGCACCAAGACAUGAUAUUAUUACUAUGCAUAGGCAUGGACAUGCAUUUGGUGGAUUACCAUGGCUUUUCUGGAUUAGUUUAGUCUUACUAAUCGCUGUCUUCCAUAUGUUUUUCUGUAAAAUCAUAUACAACGAGUUGAGAAGAAAGAAUCAACCAUCUGAAGAUCAAGACACUUGGAGAUUACCGCGUUAUGCAACUGAUCUACGCUGUCAAUCAGCUCAUGAAGCAAGAGCCUAUAUUAAUGCACAGUUAUCACGACGAAGACGAGCUGACUUGGAUACUGUUCCAUAA
Messenger RNA from Heterobilharzia americana, 2223 nucleotides. Lineage: Eukaryota; Metazoa; Platyhelminthes; Trematoda; Strigeidida; Schistosomatidae. The record is from the annotation of a GenBank genome assembly.